CAAAAAUCAAAUUCCUUCGAAACAAAUCAUUCAAAUGAAGGCUCCCAGACUGUUGACGACAAGGUACAGGACAGAGUAUUUCCUAAGCAAGCUUCGAAGAAUCGUGAGAACCGCAGAUGAGAUACGGAGUAAGUUGGCGAAAACUGGUGAAGUCACUUUCACAGACAAAUCCUCGAAGCGAUCGCUGGUUUCGCGAGAAACUAUCAGAUGAUGGAGUUCGAUUCCAAGACACCCAGGUCUCAGCUGUUUAUUUGAUUGGGCAUUCUUGUACGCAUGGAUGCCUACACUUAUCUAUUGAAGUUUUUAAUAGACAGGAGCGUUUCCAGUGCGUUACUCGUUCCUACUACAGAGGGGCCGCUGGUGCUUUAGUAGUAUACGAUAUUAAUGAUCGCGAUUCUUACAACGCUGUUUGUGCUUGGAUAUCCACCGUUCGUAACCUCGCUCUCCCGAACGUAACAAUUUUGUUGAUAGGAAAUAAGCUUGACCUGUCUGAAGAGCGCAGGCAGGAAGCUGCACAGCUGCUGUUCGAGACAUUUUCCGCUGCUCAAGAUCUGAUUGUCAAGUGCACGACCGGCCUUACCACACUAUGCGUUGCUUUAAUACUCCCAGUGAUGGAAGAUUCGCAACCAAGUCCCACAUCAAGCACAUCUGGCUCCCGUUCCCCCACCUCUUCCACAAGCUCUUUGCAUCCGCGCCAGUUCGCCCUCAUUGUGGCUAGCGUUGGUGAUUCGCAGGCCUUUCUACUCAGCAAAUUUCACGGAAUUCGUGAGUUGACUGGGUGGAUGCCCCGGAGUACUGCCAGUCCCGAUAGUUGCACUUUUCCGGAGGAUAAAACCAAAGCCUCCAGUCCACUUCCUUCAUCCCCGCCUGCAAGAGAUUUUCGCGAUUGCGGUGGUGCAUUGGGUUCCGUGUAUGCGGACAACAGCCCGGAGUUGAACAAUCUCAUAUGCGCAGGUGGGUUCGAACGGUAG
Dicrocoelium dendriticum is the source of this 971-nucleotide messenger RNA. NCBI's taxonomy places the organism in Eukaryota, Metazoa, Platyhelminthes, Trematoda, Plagiorchiida, Dicrocoeliidae. The record is from the annotation of a GenBank genome assembly.